Serendipita indica DSM 11827 is the source of this 4296-nucleotide messenger RNA. The record is from the annotation of a GenBank genome assembly. Lineage: Eukaryota; Fungi; Basidiomycota; Agaricomycetes; Sebacinales; Serendipitaceae.
AUGUCGUCCAAAACCCCCAAUAGUCAACAUGAAGCCCCGAAUCUACCGGAGCCUUCGUCUACUGCAGGACCCUCGUCGCGCAAGAGGGCUCGGGUGUACCACACGGCCAGUACCGGUCUCGACAUCCUGGGAAACGUAUCCGAGGCGUCAGAUAUACUCUCUCCUCUUAAAGCUGCCUGCAGAGCGACCAAAUCGAUUCUUGAUGUUGUCCAAGCUGUCGAUGACAACCAGGAAGAAUGGAAUGAUCUAACGCAGCGUUUGGAGGGCUAUAUGUCCGCUAUUGAUGACCAGAUUGAUGCGUUCGAAAAGUAUUCUCCAGCGGAGAGAGCCGUCGACGAUGCACUCAGCCAAUCACUCGCUCAUUACGUCAAACUGCUCGGGGAAUUCCAUGACAAGGUCGCCCAGCAUAGGCAUAAGAGAAGCCGUAUCAGCAUCAGCGCAUUAACUACGAUAAGCAAAAUCAAACUCGACGCAGGAGAUAUCCGCAAGUUCCAUCGUGAUAUCGAGGACCAACACAGGCAACUAAUGGAGAAGCUGGGUCUUUUUGCCGCACUGCGCCUUCAGAUCAUCGAACAGAACACCAAGGUUAUCCUGACAGAGGUCGACGCGUCUGCUAUUCUCCAGCUGCCGAUCGUAGCAUUUUCUGCAUCCUCGGUCCACAAUACCUGUCUUCAAGGAACACGCCAGGCUGUGCUUCAGACUAUCUGGCGCUGGGCAGCUGACGACCUGUCAGAAAAGCCAAUAUUUUGGCUCUGUGAUAUAGCUGGGUCCGGAAAGUCCACAGUCGCAAUGUCCGUGGCGCAAGUAUGGAGAACAGAAGGAGCUCUGGGGGCCCAAUUCUUCUUCUCCCUCGCCAGCAGUGAGGGCUCUACCACAGAGAAAUUCUGUUCAACCUUAGCCAGAGAGCUUGUCCAGUACAUGCCUGAACUUGGACCUCAUAUCGCCGACGCCGUGAAGCGAAAUCCUGCGAUCAUACGAAGUUCGUUCCACGACCAGAUCCGAACAUUGGUCACCGCCCCGCUCCAGCAUCGUCAGAAACGGACCAUUCUCGUCAUUGACGCCCUCGACGAAUGUAAAUCUGGAACGCAGAGAAGGGAGCUAUUGGAUAGUCUUGCCAUGGCUGUUCGAGAAACCCGGAAUCUCAAGAUAUUUAUCACCAGUCGGCCAGACCACGUCAUAGAGUCGGUUCUACAACCACUCUCGAUCAAAGCGCAGCUAAAGGACCGUCUCCACGACGUCAGCCACCACGAUAAUAUUGACGACAUUGCGUCCUACGUGCAUCAAUCGCUGCACGAUAUACUACCGCAGGACAAGAGACAGCAGUUGGUGGACAAAGCUAAUGGAUUGUUCAUCUGGGCAAGCACUGCAUGUCGAAUGCUCACAAGCAAAACCAGCUUGAGUCCGCCUGAGGACAUAUACGAUCGCCUAAUCUCCAUGGACCAGCCCGGAGCAAUAGACAGCGUAUAUAAUCUCGUCUUUGAGCGUAUAGAUCCCGAAUACUACGGGGUCAUGUGUGCGAUGCUUGCGCUGUUGCUUGCUGCAUUCGAGCCUCUCACCAUCGACGAUCUAGACGACCUCCUGAAGCACUCGAGGGUACCCGGAAGAGCCAAAGCGCUGGUACAGAAUUUGGGAAGCGUACUCAGUGUGGAUCGGGGUACAGAUCAGAUUCAAUUUCGCCAUCCUACCCUCGUGGAGUACCUUCGACGCUGCACCACAGCACCAGUUAUCGCUAAACAUAAUAAGCUCUAUCUCAACGCGGUCGAAGCACAUGGUCAAGCAGCAUCUUGGUGUCUCAAACGCCUCAAAUCGCCGAACGGAGGGCUCAAGUUUAAUAUAUGCGAAAUCGAAUCUUCCUUCUUUCUAAACAGGCAGAUACCUGACUUGGAUGCCAGAGUUACAAGGCUGAUUCCAAGAAGGCUUCGAUAUGCGAGCUCCCAUUGGCUGUUCCAUUUGGCGGAAACGGACGACAAGUGGAGGCGCGCGCUCGUGAGGGAGCUCGAACCCAUUACCACAUACCCCUAUGAUCUAUACUGGAUGGAGGUUCUUAGCUUGACCGGAGGAGUCCCACGAGCGAUACUUGGUCUUCGAUCGAUUGUUGGUCGCACAGGACUCGAGAAGCCUAGAAGUAAUCUGAAAGAAAUCCGAAGGUUUCUCAUGAGAUUUUCAGUGCCGAUCCAGGAGAGUGCUCCGCAUAUCUACAUCUCAGCGCUUCCAUUCGCUCCUAAAAGAUCGUUGGUACAUAUCGAGGGCCUGAAACAAUACGCGAAUACCCUCACCGUGACCGAGGGGUUGGAGGAAACGUAUCCUGGGCUUGUCACACCUCUUAAAUUUGUUUGUAAGGUGCUGGCUGCCGGAUUUUCACCAGACGGUUCACGAACUGUCUUUGGGUUGAGCGACCAUACCCUCCGAAUAUGGGAUGCAGACACAGGUCAACCACUGGGAGAACUACUCCGAGGUCACCAAGAAUCAGUCAGUGCCGUCGUGUUCUCACCAGAUAGCUCACGAAUCGUUUCUGGCUCGUAUGACACGACGCUUCGAAUUUGGGACGCGGACACCGGUCGACCACUGGGAGAGCCACUCCGGGGUCACAAGAGACCGGUGAAGAUUGUCGAGUUCUCACCAGAAGGCUCGCGGUUUGUCUCCAGCUCGGAUGACGCGACGAUUCGAAUGUGGGAUGCAGACACUGGUCAGUUACUAGGGGUCACGCUCCCAGGCUAUAACGGGGGUGUUUUAGCCAUGAGAUUUUCGCCAUGCGACUUACGAGUCGUCUGUCGCUUGGACAACAAGACGAUGGGACUGUGGAAUGCGGACACUAAUCAGCCAUUUGGAGAGCCACUCAGAGGGCAUGAAGAUCUGGUGACGGCCGUCGCUUUCUCGCCAGACGGAUCACGAAUCGUCUCUGGCUUGUGGGACGGAACGAUUCGAAUAUGGGACGCAGCCACUGGUCAGCCACUGGGGGAGCCACUCCGAGAUCAUAAUGGUUUGUUAGUUGUCGUCGCGUUCUCGCCAGACGGAUCACGAAUCGUCUCUGGCUCCCUCUGGGAGAGCCACGGAUCCCAAAUCAUCUCUUCCUCAGGCGACGGUUUGGUUCGACUGUGGAAUAUAGACACUGGUCAGACACUGGGAGAGCCAUUUCAAGGUCACGAAUCAUCAGUAAAGUUCGUCUCAUUUUCGUCAGAUGGAUCACGAAUCAUCUCUGCCUCAUUCGACAAUACGAUUCGACUCUGGGACAUGGACACCGGCCAGCCACUUGGGGAGCCGCUCCGAGGUUUUGAAGGAGAAACUUUGGCCGUCAUAUUCUCACCAGAUGGAUUCUUAAUCGCCUCUAGCCCUGACGGUGACAACAGGCUCGAUCUCUGGGACGCUGCCACUAGUCAGACACUGAGAGCAUCACUCGAAGGUCACGAGGAUGAUGUAACAGCCGCCAAUUUCUCGCCAGAUGGUGCACGAAUUGUCUCUGGUUCACAGGAUCACACGAUUCGACUGUGGGACACUGCCACUGGUUGGCCUCUGGGAGAGCCACUCAGAGGUCAUGAAGGACCAGUCAGGGCCGUCGUGUUCUCACCAGAUAGCUCACGAAUAGUCUCUGGCUCGGAUGAAACGACGUUUCGAAUAUGGGAUGCAGCCACUGGUCAGCCACUGGGGGACCCACUCCGAGGUCAUGAAUGUGGUGUGUAUGCCCUCGCGCUCUCGCCAGACGGAUCACGAAUUGUCUCUGGCUCGGACGACAAGACCGUUCGACUGUGGAACGCAGAAACUGGUCAGCCAUUGGGAGAGCCACUCAGACGUCAUGAAGAUUUGGUGGAGGCCGUCGCAUUCUCGCCAGACGGAUCACGAAUCGUUUCUGGCUCGAGCGACAGGACGAUUCGACUGUGGGACGUGGCCACUGGCCAGCCGCUUGGAGAGCCACUUCGAGGUCACAGAGAGGGUAUCAGCGCCAUCGGUUUCUCGCCAGACGGCUCACGAGUUGUCUCCGGCUCAUGGGACUCCACGAUUAUUGUCUGGGAUACAGCGACUGUCGCAAGCGCAAAUCACUCCAACACAAUUCUUGGGCCUGAGUCGCAGACAAUUUCCGUCCCUGGAUUCAGUCACUGCACACUUUCCCAAGAUGGCUGGGUGCAAUCUUCUGGUAAAUUUCUCUUCUGGGUACCGCCAGAUAAUCGGCAAGGACUUCAAUAUCCGCAUCCUCGUCUGACUUUACCGACAACGAGCCCCCUUCGUGUAACCAAACUCGAUUUCACCCAUUUUCAAUGCGGUUCCUCUUGGACAAAGGUUCGAACGGAUGGCCAUGAAUGA